This is a messenger RNA of Struthio camelus australis, 1517 nucleotides long. The record is from RefSeq and is a predicted model, not a curated record. Lineage: Eukaryota; Metazoa; Chordata; Aves; Struthioniformes; Struthionidae.
AUGGACACUGUCCUUUUUCCAGUACAGGGAGGUACAGUUGGAGAAGCCCAUUUUAGGAAUCGAAGAGGAAUUCUAGAAUUAGCUGGAGCCAUCAGAUGUACUACAGGACGUUCUCCUUUUGCUUACCUACGCUACGGAUGCUACUGUGGUCUGGGAGGAAAAGGCUGGCCCAAGGACAAAGUAGAUUGGUGCUGUUUUAACCAUGACUGCUGCUACGGUAAGGCAGAGCAAGCAGGUUGUCACCCCAAGAUAGAAAGUUACAGUUGGGAAUGUGAAGACAAUGCUGCUGUGUGUGAAUCACUAGAAGACAGAUGUCAAAAAAUGGCAUGUGAAUGUGACCGUGAAGCUGCCAAGUGUUUUUCUAAAGCCUCCUAUCAUGCAAAGUACCUUUUGUGGCCAGAUUUUAUGUGUGGUGAGAUUCAGCCUUUCUGUAGAUAUUAGAUGCAGAACACCGGUCCUUAUGAAAACAUGUAUGUAUUUAAAUCUACAAAGAUAACUUUUCUUGUCACAGUAGUGACAAGUAGGUUCUUGAUCCUUCUUUCUGCCACCCCAACCCCUCCAGCCCAGAGUGGCCAAGGCAAAUAUUUGUCCUCUUGUUUAUCUUCUAUUGGGCUAAAAGCAAAUUCAUUAUUUCUGUGUAAGCUUUUAUUGACUAAAUACUAAAUAGGAAUUUGAGUAACUGACUUGAAAUUCAUCUGGUUAUCUUCAGAUUCACAGUAUCAUUCACUGAAAUUUUUCACACACACACACACACACACACACCUGCCAUCGGAUAUGUGAUGCCAUCCUUUCCACUAACAUUUAACUUAAUUCCGAUUUGUGACAUGUUAACAUUUGUUAACUUUGAACUGAUAAGGAAAAAAUGCAUGAAGUGACAGUGUCAGUGUAAAGAGCCCUCUUAUCUAUAUUAAACACUCAUUACCAAGCCUGAUUUAACUUUUGCCUCUCACUCUACUCAAGAAGUCUUACCUGUAUUAAAAAUUACUUAAUAUAAUUAUUUUGCACAUAUUUUACUAUUUUAAAAUACAGUUUUCUUAGAAGUUGUUCAUUUGAUACAGCUCUAGCUCCUCACUCUGUGUACACCUUGCAUUUCCUAUAGGCACAGGGAGAAAAAACUGUACCUUUAAAACUUUAGAGCGAGAUUAAGAGCGCAAAUGCAAACUGGCAACAAGACAGACAUCUGAAAAAAGGAGCAGUCACUGGGACAACUGCCUUUGAUCUCGCAGAAACGCAUGAGUUUGCAAAGUUCAGAGCUGUGCACCUCAUAAAGAUGUAAAGACAGUUUUAGCUAGGGUCACAUCACAGUUUUUGGAAGCCUUUUAUGAAGAGAAGUCAAGAACAGGAAUUGCUGAAUAAUACUCUUUUUCAUUACGAUAAUUUUAACAGUUUAAGAACUGAGAAUGUUCUAUGUCUGUUUUGACUCUCCUGAACUCACUUAAAGCCAGAAGGCUAGACUACAAGUUUACACAAGCCAAAGCUAAUGCCAAGUAUAUCAAUACAAAAAUUUAAAUGAUACU